AUGGAUCCAUGGCCUUGGGAUGCCGGUGCCUCGCAGACUGCGAGCCGCAACACCUGCCGGGAACGCAUUGAAGAACUACGCCAAAGCUUGUUAAAAGCAAAGACUGCGCCAUCAUUGCCAAGCUCUCCUGUGGGCAGCCCGGUCAGCACUCUUCUGACGGAUGAAAUCCGACGUAUUCAACAGCAGGCCAUCACGGUGGAACAACAACUUCAGGAAAGAAGUGCAGAGCUGAUUGGACUGAAGCAACAGCAGAUGGAUGUGAAGGUGCAGGCUGAUGAUGAAGCUUUGCAGGUGAAAGCAAAGAUCCAAGAAAUUUGGCAAAGCUUGGCACUCUCGGCGCAUUGCUCAGCUGAACAGAGGGGUGAUUUGCAGAUGUUCGAAUCACGUGGCCGUGAAAAGAGACGGAUAGUUGGAUGGUAUGCUGGGGCUGGUUUGGGUGAAUUCCACCCCGAUCCUUUUGGGGAGACUACAGGACAGGGCCAAGCACAAAACAGACGUAAGGCACUGUGCCAAAAGGGUCAGCAAGAGCAAACGUGGUGCGACUUCGAUCCAUCGUGCGCCCAUGGCGGCACGCCCAACCAUUGGAAAGCGGCUGCUGUCAGCGCCUGCUUCCAGGCAUCAGCAGAGAAGGAGGAUGCGAAAUAUCCUCGACUUGCACAUGAUGCUGAGCCCCAGCCUACCCCAACCAGAAAGGUCACAACAGCGGGCCAAGGUUUUGCUCCGGGGGUGCCCACUGCCCGAGCACCACGCCCAGGGCCUGCACAGCCAGUGCUGCGACCGGCCUUGCGACCAGCGUUGCCAAGGCCUCUCUUGCCACGAGCAGAAGCAGCUUCCAGAGCAAGGCACACGUGGGCGGCACGCCCAGCUGGCCCAGUGAUAACACCUGCGGCGCCAGUGACACCGACAGCACCAGUCGUAACGCCAAUGACGCCAGCGAAACCAGCACCGGCAAAGGUUCCUGAGCCGUCAGCUCCACCAAGGGUGCCUCCCAAAGCGAUGCCCACCGAACCACAGCCCCCACAGCCCAAAGCAAUGCCUGCUACGCCACCACCAAAAGCAAUGCCUGCCACUUGGACCAAGCAUCAAAAAUUAGACAGGGAGAAGCUAGUGGUUUAUGCAGAGGGCCCGGAGAAAGAUCGGGGGAUCGCUGUGAGAACUAUGUCUGGCACAUACUUGCAGACUGGCACCAGCUGCGGGAGAAAAACCUAUGAGAAGGAAGGGAAGCAGGAUCCCAAGGUGAUCAUUUAUUACUGGGAUGAUCGGGAUGGUCCCGAAUUCCGCGGAUGGUGGUUUGGCAAUACCUUGGCAGGUGCACAAGUGUGGUCGCGCUGCGAUCACGAUUCCGACAAGCCACCCUUUCGCGGUUGGAAAAUUCCUUGGGAUGGCCAAGUACAGGAAGACUUGCGGGUAGAAUCAGAAGCUUCAAGGCAGGAAAGGGACGCAAAGACGCAGCUGGAAGAACUGAAGCAACAGUCGACUCCGCUGAUCUUGGCUGCGAAGAAGUCGCAGGAGAAGGUACGCCUUGCGUGCAAAAAAAGACAGAUGGACAACGUGAGCGAACUGUUGCAAGAAUUGGCCUCAGUUUGUGACGCGCUGCGCAUGAUGAGUAAUAAGCUUUCUGCAAUACCAAAACCCAGUCGGAGUUUGAGCAACAACGAGGUGUUGGAGGAAUUGCAAGAAUUGGGCAAUCUCAUUUCAAAAGAAGUUAGCGCAUUGAAAGCCGAAGAUCUAAAUGUCCGCCAAGUCAGCAAGGAGGUGGAAGAUGAGCGUGUGCGAAAGGAACAAGACCUACUGGAUGAUGCAGCCAUGACGCAUUUCCUACCAGACAUUGUUGCCACUGUAAAUGUUGCUGAAGACGAGGUGGAGAAGGCUUUGAUCACAUUCUCCAUGCUUCGAAGUUGCGAGGAGGAGGCGACAGCCUUGGAGGGUUUGAAGUUGACGGAAGAUGCCUUGAGCACUGCCCAGAAGGCUUUGGAUGAUACCAAGGCCAAGCUGAAGGCAAAGCGCGGAACUUUGCCUUCAUUAAAAAACAGCCGUCCCAGAGGAGAAGUGGAGCUUGAGAGGCUGGAGCAGCAGUUGCAAUCUGCGCAAGUAAAGCUGAAACCCUUGAGAACAGCUCGGCAGGACUGGGAUCACCAGAGAAGAAGCAGGAAACUGGUGGAAGAGGUGGAGCAGCAGAUCAUUUUAGCAGAAGUGGAGAUGGACCGUGUUGAGGUGAUCUUAAAGAGCCAAGACACAGAAUCCGUCACGGCCGCGUGUGUCGCAGAAGUACAGGCUGCAGUGAAGUUGAGUGCUGACGCACAGCAGACAAUGAUGAUGCACUUCAGCUCCCGAAAAUUUCAGAAUUCCGGGAGCAAACAUGUGGAAGCACUUACUGCACGCGUGGACUCUGUCCAAGCACGUCACAUCGCAGCAGAAUCCAACCUUCAAAACAUGGAGGACCGCUUGACCACCGACGGCUUCCUGGCAGAGGUGAAGGCCAAUCUCGAGGCGAUCAAGGAGGAUGUGCGCAAGAUGCAGGAGUUGCUGCAAAAAGACCAGGAUGACCUCAGCACCGUGAAGGCUGCAGAGGAGCUGAACGUGAAAAUCCAGCAGAGUUUCCCCGUGACCAAGGUGUUCCUGUCCAUGAAGAUCGUGGAAGUAAAACGCCUUACUACAGAGGCUGGUGUGGCAGCUUUGGUAUGCCUGCAGGAGUGCGAGGAGCAACUUGAAAUGAGUCGAGAGGCCUUCGAGAAGCAGAGCAACUUGAUUGGAGAAAAGCGUGCGAAGGCUCAUCUGGAGCAGGCAGCCGCCGAAGUUUUGGUCGCUGAGCAGAAGGCCGCGGAGCUGAAGGAAGCCAGUCGUGUUUGGGCUGAGACUGACUUGGUUGCUGAAGAGCUCAAGGAAGCCACGGAGAAGUCGUUGAGACUAGAAAGGGAGGUGAACAAGGCCCUGGGCGAGGCCAGAAAGGUAAUCGCCUGCCGCCAGAUUGAGGCUAAAAACAAGAACACACCUCACAGCUUUGUCGCUGGUUUGGAACAGCUGCAGAAUCGCUUGGUACAGGUGCAGUCAGAAGUAGGCAAUCAGCGGAAGUUGUAUGCAAUAGUGGAGCAACGGAUGAAAGGGCGCAAAAUUCAACAGGAAAUCGAGCAAAAGUUGAAGCCAUUGGAGGAAGGGUUGCAAGCUGCAGAGAAGAUGGCGGAGAAGCACGAGUUGUUGCUGUCUCAGGAAUCGGCCAAUCUCAAGGAGUUGAUGAAAGAGUUGAAGAAUGCUGAGAUCAAAACGCAAGAUUUGCAGCUGAGUCUCAAACCAUUGGCAAGGUUGAUGGAGUCGGCCAAGGUGGACGGAUCACGGCUACAGGAAAUGCAGGAGCGCUUCCAGAGCACACUGACAAAGUUGAAGCAGCACUCUGAAGCCUGCUUCUUGCAGGACCUGCUGCGCGAUGCUGAAGCGCGCUUUGCCACGGCCAAGGCUUCCGCUGAUGAGGUGGAACGCGGAGCGCCCUCCAAGACCACAGAUGCGGUGCAGGCUGCUACAGCCUUGAACAAGUGGGAAAAGUCUAUUCAGACAGUGAUGCUGUCCAUCAGCUCCAAUCGAUCGGAGAUGUCCCUGUGAAGCGGCUGGGCAUUCAACGACUGAAAUCGGAUGGAGCGGUCCAAGCGGUCGAAGC
Molecule: messenger RNA, 3649 nt
Organism: Cladocopium goreaui
Lineage: Eukaryota; Dinophyceae; Suessiales; Symbiodiniaceae
Source: the annotation of a GenBank genome assembly